AUGGUUUGGUCGGACUUAUUUGAAAAGAGAAGAGAGGUUGCUCCUGAUGCUAACCUAGGGUUCACACUUCCUAGUUCGAUUGAUGGUAAUAGAGUUGCAGACAUUGAAUUUGAAGAUGUUUCUGAAGAUAUCUCAAACUGUGAGAAUUUAUUGAUUGGGGUUUGUUUAGGUAAGAAAUUACCUUAUUUGAUGAUUAAGAAUUCCGUGUCUCGUGCUUGGAAGCUCAAAGGUGAGAUGAAAAUGACCAUCCAUGGAGACUCUAUUUAUGUUUUUGAAUUUGAUAAUGAGGAUGAUUUUCUCAGUGCUUUCGAAUUUGUUCCUGUUUUUGUUGCUAAUCAAUUGUUUCCAGUCAGACCAUGGCAUGAACUAAUUGAGCAAGAAUUAGCUGAACUUAAAUCAGUUCCAACUUGGAUUGCUAGUUUUAUUGGUAAGCCUAUAAUGAUGGAUCAUUUUACUCUGGCGAAAUCAAGAAUGAGCUUUGCUAGAGUUUUGGUUGAGUGUCCAAAAGCUAAGACUAAAGAGAUUAAAACACCAGCUAAGCAAGUGAAGACCACCACCACUGGUGAACAACAAUGGGUUGUCAAAGGGUCUAAGAAUAAUUGGCAUAAACUACUUAUUAAUACAAAUCCUAAAUCAUGGAUGGAUCACGAAAAAAUGGAAGAUGAUACUAUAUCUCUCGGUGGAAAUAAAGAAAAUGAAAUCAUGGAUGUUGAGAAUUCAGUUAGCAUUACCACAGAGAACAUGUUUGAUAUUUUGAUUGAGGAGGAUAGGGAGAAGCAACAGGAAGUUAUGGGUCCUUUGAAGACUAUGAUCCAAAAUUUCAACUCAUGUACUGAGAAUCAAAGCAAAAAUGGUCGCUGGAACAUUAGAGGGCUCAAUGACCCUCUAAAGCAACGUGAGCUUAGUAGAUUUACUUUAUCAAAUAAACUUUCUAUUUUAGGUGUUGUUGAAACUCAUGUUCAUCAGUUGAAUAAGGAUACUAUUAGAUUUGAUGUUAAUAAAAAUUGGAAUUUCAUUGAUAACUACAUUAAUAAUUCUUAUGGUAGACUUUGGGUGGCGUGGAAUCCCCUGGAAGUUACUGUUUCUGUUAUUCAUACUGCUGGCCGAGCUAAAUUUUUAGAAGUUGUUACUAGUUGUAACUUAAGGUUUGCUGUUACAAUGGUUGAAAAGACGAGGAAUCUGGGUAUCGAUCCUUCCAACAUGGUUCGUGGUAGAGGUCAGGGUGGUCCUCGCGAAGCUCUAGUUGAUGAGGUGAUGGAGAGAACUAGAUACGAUGAAUUAUCACGCACGGUUGAGCAGCUCUCCGGUCAAGUAGCAACAUUUUUACAACGACAUGAGCGCCGUCGUCCUCCUACGGAUGAAUCCAAUUCGGAUGGAACAGAUGACGAUACUGAUACUGAAAACCCCUUUGCUGGGCGUGAGCGUGCUUCUAGGAGUUGGGAAUCGUCAUUCCGCAUAAAGAUUCCUGAGUUUCAUGGUAGCGGUUUAUCACCGGAAGAUUGUAUAGACUGGUUCUCUACCGUGGAGGAAGUUCUGGAAUUUAAGAGGGUUCCUGAUGAUCGAGUGGUUCCGCUUGUGGCUACGCGCUUUCGCGGAAGGGCUGUUGUUUGGUGGCGUCAGUUGAAAGCAUCUAGAAUUCAGAAAGGUAAACCUCCUAUUACUUCCUGGGCAAGGCUUGAAAAGUGUAUGCGUUCAGCCUUUUUGCCAUUUAACUAUACCAGAGAACUGUAUAUUCGUUUACAAAAUCUUCGUCAGGGUUUUCGAUCCAUUGAUGAAUAUACGAAAGAGUUCUAUGAUUUGGUCACUCGGUCAGGUAUUACAGACACCGAUGAUCAGCUUGUAUCCCGCUAUAUAGGUGGUCUGCGUGAGACUUUCCAGGACACACUAAAUAUGUUUGAUUAUUUUUCUGUGUCUGAGGUUCACCAACGAGGUCUGCGUUUGGAAAAGCAAUUAUCCCGUAAGUCAAUUAGAGCAGCUGUUGGCCGUCCUACUAUUGCUCCUUCACAGAUUGCUUCCGCUCAACAGAAUGUUAGUACGUCUCAGAGGCCUGGUCCUAAAUGCUACCGAUGUGGUGAUCCUGGUCACUUGGCAAACGAUUGUCGUAAGGCUGGUCGACCUGGCAAAGCUUUACUCGUAGAGACUACUGCUGCUGAUGAUGUCUUUGCUGAUGCGGAGGAGACAUCAACUGAGUUCGAUGAAGUAUUUCUACCAGGGGACCAAGGUGACUGCUUGAUGAUUUCUCGACCAUCAUUCCUGGCGCCGAAGGUCGACGCUGACGAGUCAUGGCUCAGAAAGAACAUCUUCCAGACAACGUGCACCAUAGAAGGCAAAGUCUGUCGAAUGAUCAUUGACUCAGGCAGCUGUGAGAACGUGGUGUCUGAAGAAGCUGUGAGAAAUCUCAAGUUAUCAACAGAGAAACAUCCUAGUCCGUACUCUCUUCACUGGCUGAGUAAAGGUUCGGAGGUAACUAUUUCCAAACGUUGUCUUGUGAAGUUUUCCAUUGGUUCUAUAUACGAAGAUGCUUUGUGGUGUGAUGUCGUGGUUAUGGAUGCUUGUCAUUUGCUAUUGGGACGACCUUGGAAAUACGACAGGGAGGUAAUGCACGAUGGUAAACUAAACACAUAUUCAUUCUGGUUCAAAUCGACUCGCAUCACGUUAGUCCCUGCCAAGGAGGCUGUGCACAAACCACUCUCUAACCUGGCUUCCAAUUUUCUGUCUUGGCGUACGUUUGAGACCGAGAUGAUAGAUGAGGGUAUUGUGUUCAUCUUGUGUGGUCUUUCUCCUGCAUCUGCGACGGCUGUGGAGGUUCCGUCAUGUAUCCAGGGAGUAUUAUCGGACUUUGCAGACAUUUUUCCUGUUGACCUUCCGGAGGGGUUGCCUCCAUCUCGUGCUAUUCAGCACCGGAUAGACUUAGUACCAGGAUCGGUUCUUCCUAAUCGAGCUCAUUACCGUAUGAGCCCAAGAGAACACGAGGAACUACAGCGUCAGGUAGGGGAGUUAUUAGCCAAGGGUCUCAUCAGGGAGAGUCUUAGUCCUUGUGCAGUUCCGGCGUUGCUCAUUCCUAAGAAGGAUGGUUCAUGGUGCAUGUGUGUGGAAAGUCAUGCUAUUAAUAAGAUUACGGUGAAAUAUCGUUUUCCCAUCCCUCGUCUGGAUGAUAUCCUGGACCAGCUUCAUGGUGCGACGAUUUUUAGCAAAUUGGAUUUGCGUAGUGGCUACCAUCAGAUUCGUAUACGGCCUGGAGAUGAGUGGAAGACCGCUUUUAAAACUAGGGAAGGACUUUAUGAAUGGUUGGUGAUGCCGUUUGGUCUCUCCAAUGCUCCAAGUACGUUUAUGCGUGUCAUGAAUGAAGUAUUAAAACCAUUUUUGGGUAAGUUUGUGGUCGUUUAUUUCGAUGACAUUUUGGUUUAUAGUACUAACUUGGAUAUGCACUUGCGUCAUCUUCGUGAGGUCUUAGUAGUCUUACGCCAGCAAAAUUUCUUUGCCGCUACAAAGAAGUGUGUCUUCGGUACAGAUCGCAUUUUGUUUCUUGGAUACGUCAUAUCCAAGGAUGGUAUUUCCGUGGAUGAAUCGAAGGUUGAUGUUGUGCGUACUUGGCCUUGUCCGCAAACAAUCCAUGAGGCCAGGAGCUUUCAUGGGUUCGCAUCCUUUUAUAGAAGGUUUAUUCCCCACUUUAGCACUAUUGCAGCAGCAAUCACCGACUGCAUGAAGGAUGGCAAGUUUGCUUGGACAGACGCAGCUACAGCAAGCUUCAUCUUGCUGAAGGAGAAGCUUUGUUCUGCCCCUAUAUUGUCUUUACCAAAUUUUUCUUUACCAUUUGAGGUUCAUACAGACGCCUCUAAGGUGGGUAUUGGUGCCGUCUUAACCCAAACAGGUAAGCCGGUCGCCUUUUUCAGUGAAAAGUUGAAUGGAGCCAAACGUAAUUAUAGCACGUACGAAUUGGAAUUUUAUGCCAUCAUACAGACUCUCAAGCACUGGCGUCAUUAUUUGAUUCAUUCCGACUUUGUUUUGUUUACUGACCACGACGCUCUCAAGCACAUAGGUAAUCAAGACAAGAUGAAUGCACGCCAGGUUAAGUGGGCUAGCUAUCUGCAGGAUUUCACGUUCGUCCUCAAACACAAGGCUGGUACUCAAAACCGUGUGGCUGAUGGUCUGAGUCGUCGUCGGAGCCUCUUAACAUCUCUGCGGACUGAAGUAUGGGGGUUUGACUCGUUUGCGACAUUAUACCAAUCAGACCCAUAUUUUUCUGUCAUAUUGGAAGCUGUACGUGCUGGCAAUAAUACACAAUUCUCCUUGCUGGACGGAUUUAUCUUCAAAGGUACUCGACUGUGCAUCCCGUCCUGUAGCUUGAGGUUGAAGAUCAUCCAGGAGAUACAUAACGAAGGUCACUUUGGUCGUGACAAAACAUUCCAACUGAUCUCUUUCUCCUAUUUUUUGCCGCGUCUUUUUAAGGAGGUCCAACGAUUUGUCUCCCGUUGUCACGUCUGUCAGAUCUCUAAAGGGUCAGCUACGAAUGCGGGUCUUUAUAUGCCGUUGCCAAUUCCUUCGAAGCCAUGGAUUGAUAUUAGUAUGGACUUUGUCGUCGGUUUACCGCGCACUCAACAGGGAAUGGAUUAUGUUUUUGUUAUAGUUGACAGAUUUUCCAAGAUGUCACAUUUUGUAGCAUGCAAGAAGACUACGGACGCGGUUAAUGUGGCGCUAUUAUUUUUCAGAAAUGUGUACCGUCUGCAUGGUCUUCCGGAAUCCAUCGUUUCUGACCGUGAUUCUAAAUUUCUUAGUCAUUUUUGGAGAUGUCUUUGGAAAUUGUUACGUACGGAGCUAAAAUUCAGCAGCGCUUAUCACCCACAAACGGAUGGGCAGACAGAGGUAGUGAACCGUUCUCUUGGGAAUUUACUUCGUAGUUUGGUUGGGUCUCACACUAAGCAAUGGGAUCAACAUCUGUUUCAAGCUGAAUUCGCUUUCAAUAGAGCAAUUCAUAGAAGCACAGGGUUUAGUCCUUUUCAAGUGGUCUGUGGGUUUAACCCUCGUUCCUCACUCGACCUAGCACCGGUCAUGUUGAAACGGCCGCUGAUAAGCAUCGUCGUCAUGUUGAAUUUGAGGUAG
Molecule: messenger RNA, 5100 nt
Organism: Papaver somniferum (opium poppy)
Lineage: Eukaryota; Viridiplantae; Streptophyta; Magnoliopsida; Ranunculales; Papaveraceae
Exons: 5
Coding region: 1-5100 (1699 amino acids)
Biological process (GO): DNA integration
Molecular function (GO): nucleic acid binding; zinc ion binding
Source: RefSeq, a predicted model, not a curated record